Molecule: messenger RNA, 1230 nt
Organism: Oncorhynchus masou masou (cherry salmon)
Lineage: Eukaryota; Metazoa; Chordata; Actinopteri; Salmoniformes; Salmonidae
Product: delta-type opioid receptor-like
Exons: 4
Coding region: 109-1230 (373 amino acids)
Biological process (GO): G protein-coupled opioid receptor signaling pathway; sensory perception of pain; neuropeptide signaling pathway
Cellular component (GO): neuron projection; plasma membrane
Molecular function (GO): dynorphin receptor activity; neuropeptide binding
Source: RefSeq, a predicted model, not a curated record
AAAUCCAACAGCAAAUAUAUUUUUGUUCAGCAAAAAUUCCAUAUUCUACAAACACAAAAAAGGAACAGAAGGAACUAAUAUCCAGAGGGUGGUCAAACAUAACCAAAAAUGGAAGCCACCCCGGUUGAAAUUUUCAAAGCCGAUAAGUGCCACUUGGCGCUCGGCGAAGAAUGUUAUAUGAAUUCUACUUCGCAGUCUGGAUUUGCAGCAGGUCACAAUCUGACUUUGGACUCUGACGGGGAAGAGGAGUCAAUGUCCCCAAUAAUCCCCAUUAUCACAGCUGUGUACUCCGUGGUGUUUGUGGUGGGCUUGGUGGGCAACUGCCUCGUCAUGUAUGUUAUCAUCAGGUAUACAAAGAUGAAGACGGCCACCAACAUUUACAUAUUCAACCUGGCUCUGGCCGACGCCUUGGUCACCACGACAAUGCCUUUCCAGAGCACUGACUACCUGUUGAACUCUUGGCCGUUUGGCGAGGUGGUGUGUAAGGUGUUCAUAUCCAUCGACUACUACAACAUGUUCACCAGCAUCUUCACCCUGACCAUGAUGAGUGUUGACCGCUAUGUGGCCGUGUGCCACCCGGUCAAAGCCCUGGAUUUCCGAACACCCAUCAAUGCCAAGAUGAUCAACGUGUGUAUCUGGAUGCUGUCGUCGGCAGCCGGCAUACCAGCACUGCUACUGGGGGGCACCCAGACCAACAAUGGCACCACGGAGUGUGCCUUACAAUUCCCGGAGCCAUACGUGUACUGGGACACCCUGAUGAAGAUCUGUGUGUUUGUGUUUGCCUUCGUGGUGCCCGUGCUCAUCAUCACCGUGUGCUACUCCCUGAUGGUGCUACGACUCAAGAGCGUGCGUCUCCUCUCGGGCUCCCGGGAGAAGGACCGCAACCUGCGACGCAUCACCCGCCUGGUCAUGGUGGUGGUGGUGGUAUUCGUAGUGUGCUGGACGCCCAUCCACAUCUUCAUCCUGGUCAAGGCGCUGGUGAGCGUUCCAGAAACCACCGCCGUCAUGGCCGCCUACUUCUUCUGCGUAGCGCUGGGCUACACCAACAGCAGCCUCAACCCCGUCCUCUACGCAUUCCUGGAUGAGAAUUUCAAGAGAUGCUUCAGGGACUUCUGCGUCCCGACAAAGCUGAAGAAGGUGGACAAGGGGUCGGGUAAAAAAGGCACCGUAAGGUCCCCGGAGGCACCAGUUCCACUGGAGAACCCACACGGGACUAGAAAGCCGGCAUGA